UGUAACCAUAACGUGACAUCAGUACUUUGAAAUACUGUUUUGCAUGAAAACACGGAAGUGACUGGGUGCACAUGUAUACAAAAUCGAAACUAAACGGUCUUAGUUGUGGUUAAUUAGAAAGAGAAUGACUGGACAGUUGCUAGAUAAGUACAUGGAUCAGCUGGAGUCCUGGAUUGGAACGGGGCCCAAAAUCUUCAACCUUCUCUACAAGAUAACCAGAGACGGCUGUAGCGGUACAGCAUUCCAUCAGAAGUGCGACAGCCGGGGACCCACGGUGACUGUUCUCUACAACCAACACGACUCAUUGUAUGGGGGUUAUGCGAGUUCGAGCUGGACCAGCAACGGCCAUUUUAUACCAGACGUGAACGCUUUCAUGUUUCAACUGAGGUAUUCAGGCAGCGAUAAACCAAUCAAGUUUCCAAUAAAAAGUAGCUAUACUGGAUAUAGCUUGAUUGGAAAUUCUACGUACGGACCAAUAUUUGGUGGAAAUGAUCUGACAGCAUUCAGUGGUACAGUAAACAGCUCUGGUGGGUAUUUUGCUCUGAACGGCAGUAUGCAACCACAAUAUUUCGACUUCCAAGGACUUACUCCCGACAAAAUAAACAAUGGCAACAUGCAAGUGACCGAACUGGAGGUAUACGGCAUUACAGACGGGCAGCGGAUAAAGACUAUUCAACAAACACCACUACCACCACAAUUUUGGAGAAAAACUCUGGAGUGGAAUAAAAAGUAUCUUGACACGCUUACCGAGGGUAUUGUAUCGUUCAAACCACCCGGGGAGAUGGGACUGUCAGAUGUCCGCAUCCUGAUGCUGGGUCCAGUGGGGACGGGCAAGUCCAGCUUCUACAACACCAUCAACUCGGUGUUCAAGGGUCGUAUCUCUCAUAGUGCCUCGUGUGGAAUCGAUUCAAAUGGCAUCACGAUUGGGUACAAUCCGUAUGAAGUCAAUGUCCGUUCUGGAGCGAAGUUGAAUUUCCGUUGCUGUGACACACGCGGUUUAGAGAUCAAUCAAGGUCUUGACAUACUGGAGUGCGGAUAUUUGCUGAAUGGAAACAUCCCAGAUUAUUAUCAGUUUAACCCUGUCUUGCAAUUCGGCCCCGAUCAUUCUUCGUUCGUGUAUAAACCGAGGGUUACCGAAAAGAUUCACUGCGCUGUGUUUGUGAUCGACGCCGUAGCUGUAAGCGACAUACCACCGAAAUUGGUGGACAAGAUGAGCAACAUUCGGAGACUUGUGAAUCAAAAAGGAAUUCCGCUAGCGGUUCUCCUCACCAAAGUCGACCUGGCAUGUCAGGAUGUCGCCAGAUCAAUCUCAAACGUGUUCACCAGCAAGAAAAUUGAAGACGCUGUGAACAAAGCAGCCAACCUGUUUGGGUUGCCUAGAAACCAUGUACUUCCGGUGAAAAACUACGAGAAUGAGAUGGAGCUGGAUGACAGCAUCAGCAUUCUAGCAUUGCUUGCACUGCGUCAGCUACUUUUUUUUGCAGAAGAUUACUUGCAGGUUCUUCAGGGCAAACAGAAAGCAUGCAAUCUUUCCAACGAAAAGCCGGACAACCGAGAUCAACUAGAAAAAUGCAAUGACAAGAAAGAAUGAUCCAGUGAAGUGCUUUGCUCGAACUGGUUCCGUUCAAAUGCCAUCAAUGUGUACAUCUGGGUAUUGUAACAAGUAAAUAAGAUACUUUAAUAAUUUCGUUGUCAAAAAAUAUUUAAACGUUCAUUUUGUAUUGGUGACGGUGAAGUUAUGUCACUAAAGUCAACGAUAUGUUACAAUGAAAUAACUUAUUUGAGUUGUAUUAUGAAUGUAAAUAGUUGCCACAAUCCAUGACAACUUAAUAUUAUUGAUUAAUUGUAUCGAUAAUUAUUGGUUUACACGGCGUUUUCUUUUUUUUUAAAGAAAUAAUUCGUGGUUUUUGCUAUUAAUGUUCUUAUUAUUUAUGAUUAACGCUACAUAUAGCUUCGCACAUGCAUGCAUUUGUGUAAGUUUUGUAAUGAUAAACACGUUUACCGAUUCGAAAUACAGUGAUGCAGAAAUGAACAUGAAUACACAUAUGAUACGACAUAUCAUAUAUAUGUUAAGGUCACCAUUCCAAUGCAGAUCAUUUUAUUAAACAAUAAUGCAUACCCCAACGUAGAAACCGAGGAAAUUGUUUUUAAAGAUUUUUCUUUUGUAUAUUGUUUUUUUAGAAGUGUUUAUUUUCUGAACUUAAAAUAUCCGCUUCUUUGUUCUUAAAAUGUAUCGUUUGAAAAUGCCAUUUUGUCUCGUAUUCUUAAGCUGAAGUUUUCUCUGCUCGUUUCUUUGUUUAACUUACUUAGGCAGGUGUCUAAAGAUGUUUUCUAUGUCUAUAUGAAUAUAAUAAAUGUAUUGUUCUUAUGAUAAUUAAGAAGUGUGUUUUUGAACAAAAUGUGGUUUUAUAAAUUUGCUAUUGUAUAUAACGUGUACCUCAUUGAUUGAAUAAGAUCAGUCAAAACAACA
Dreissena polymorpha is the source of this 2470-nucleotide messenger RNA. Its product is annotated as interferon-induced protein 44-like. Lineage: Eukaryota; Metazoa; Mollusca; Bivalvia; Myida; Dreissenidae. The record is from RefSeq and is a predicted model, not a curated record. Bases 125 to 1591 code for a protein of 488 amino acids. The transcript has 7 exons.